AACUGUGUAAUUAGUUUUUAUUUUCGUCUAUAUUUAAUACUCUAUGCAUGUGUCUAAGAUUCGAUGUGACGGAGAAUCUGAAAAAUUUUGCAAAUUUUUUUAGGAACUAAACAAGGCCAUAGUUUUUUGCCAUGUCUUUUGGUUCUGGAGGCUUUUGAUUUGACUGGUGUGCAUAUUUGACCAAAACCUACUGUGCUGUACCUUUACAAAUAUGAAAUACAUACCAAAAAAGUAGUACUGAGCCUGUUCUGCUAUGGCUAUAGCCGCUUUUUUCAUAGUAAAUGCGUCGAAGAGGCCUAGUGUUUUUUGUUCAUAAAUAAAAUUUGUGAGUGGUCAAACAGGUCUAACACUAGCUAAAAUGGACAAUAUAUAGAAGAUAGUGAAAUUAAAAUUUUAAAAGAACUAAAGGAUAGUAAUAUUUUGGUAAGUAAGAUAAUGUGCAAAAUUUCAAGUCUGUAAUAAAAUAAAAACAACAUAUAUGGCUGCAAAAGAACACCUUUGAUUCAAAAAGAAAAGAUCAAGAACUUCAGGAGUGAUCGACCACUUGGCACUCAGUGAAAAUGUUAUAGUUUUGAAGGAUGGUGAAAAAUCAUUGUAAACAGAAUCCACAAGAUGAAAAUAGCACUAAAAAUCAUGAAUACUACAUGAGUUUAUGUUGUGAAAUCCAUUAUUCAAAACUGCACGUAAAUAUUUGGUUCCACAUAUAUGAGAUUAUAAAAUUUGGGAUCGACAGAUUUUAAGUCCCUCCCAUCCCAACUUUUGCAGCACCAAUGGACACCAAAAUUAUACUUCCUCCAUCCCAAAUUUUAAGUCAUUUUAAAAAUCUUGAAGAGUCAAAACAUCUUGAGUUUGACCAAAUUUAUAUGAUAAGGUAAUAACAUAUAUAAUGCCAACUAAGUACAAUUAGGUUCUUUAAUAAUUAUAUUUUUAUAGUAUAUCUAUUUCAAGUCAUAAAUCUUUGUAAUUCUUUCUAUAAUUUUGGUAAAAUUUAAGAUGCUUUGACUCUUCAAAUUUAUUUGAAUGACUUAUAAUUUACGAUGGAGAGAGUACACUAGAAAACAUCUUAGUUCUUAAAAUGUUGCACUUGAAAUAUUUAUCAUUACUAUUUACCAAGUCAGUUUUUAAAGAAUUCUUUUGGGCUUUUGGCCCGCUUUGAACUUGACGAGGUCAACAACUUUCGCGGCCCAAGACAACCCUCAAAAACUCGAACAGUCGCCGUCCACCACUUCGACUUCGACGACCUCCCUUCCCCACCAAACCUGCCCACCAAGCUGUGCCGCUGGCCGGGCCGCCGCCACCACCGCCUCCGCCCGAACAGCAAGAGGAGGAGCACGAUUCACCCUGCCGCGGUCGUCGAUUUCCGGGUCGGAUCGACCGAUGGCGGAUACCACGGGAACGUCGUGGUCGGACAUCCCGCUGGACCUCGCCGGCCGGAUCCUCCGCCGCCUGCCUGCCCACGUCGACCGCGUCCGGUUCGCCGCCGUGUGCCCCCAGUGGCGCGCGGCCACGCGGCACGGGCCCCUGCCUCCACCGCUACCUCUACUCCUGCUCUCGGACAGUAGGGUGUACAGCCUGCCCGGAAGCGAGACGUUGCACUUCCCUGGCUGCACGGGGUACACCGAAGCUUGUAGCAACUGGUUGGUGUUUUCAAGUGAAGAGGGCCGUUUCCUGAGGGAUCCUUUCUCCAAUGCCACCCUGACACUUCCACCUCUGUCCCGGGUCCGAACCCGGCUUGUGGGCACGGACGGUGGACCAGUUUGGAGUCAAGCCCCCUCUACCGCCCCCGCAACCAUGAAACAUGUGGAUGUGGGUGAUGAGUCCAUUGAUGUGGCAACCCUAGCAUGGAUGGAAAUGGCUGAAACAUUGAAGUUGGAGGUGGAGCCAAAGAGUUGCAAACUGUGGUUCUGUUCAUUCAAUCUCAUUGUAGCAACAAUCUAUUUCACAGGAGGCCAACGGAUUGCAGUGUGCCAGGCAGGGGCUACCUCGUGGUGGUCUGUAUGGGCGGAAAAUCUCUCUGUCAUCUUUGUUGACAUGGCAUUCCAUCAGGGCAAGCUAUAUGCCACUGACUUCAUGGUUACACUUCUCGCCAUUGAUGUCAGUGUGGACCACAGCAGUGGUGAUCCAUGGAUUUCUCAAAUGCGACAUGUCAUCGACUGUCCAUGUUUGGACAUAGGUUAUUUCCUAAGAGGUGCUCACAUGAGGGCCUAUCUAGUUGAAUCACGUGGUGUGUUGCUGGUGGUGAUGAGAAAGAUGUGCGACCCGUUGGACAACCUUGAUCGUCCCAAUGCAGCUAGACAUGCAGAGUUCGAGGUGUUUGAAGCUGACCUCAGUCAGUCACAGUGGCUUAAGGUGACGACGAUAGGGAACAACGAGAUUAUCUUUCUAAGUCGACGAGGCAGCAGGUCUGUUUGCGUUCCUCAUAAUGCGUUACCAGGGGACUGCAUCUUCUUCCUGGGGAACGGCUGGGAUCGCAGUUUGCGUGUUUUCCCAAAUUCUUGCAGGUUCUAUAGCAUGACGGACGGCAAGGUGUCCAAUCCCCUGCCAACUGUAUCAUGGGAGUCUGGCAUGGUGUUUGGGACUUGGCUCUUCCCUCAGAGCUGAAGUGAAGCUGUUGCUGAGCUAGGUGCUAAAUUCGUCGAACGAACUUAUCUUAUCCUCGUAGUAUGUCUAAUGGUCUGUGAUGAUAACUGAAGCUAAGUGUAUCAGUACUUGUCUGGUCGAAGUAUGGUGUGACUAUGUGCUGAUUGUGCCGUUAUCAGUCUGUAAACAUCUGAUGGAUCUUUUGGCAUUGCAAUCUGAUGUUGUGGACCUAUUCUGUGAGCUUGGCACCGUAAUGGUGUCUCUAGUUUGGGGAGGUAGCAAGCAUCCCUUUUUAAUUUGAUCGAUCUUAACCAUCGUUAUGUUGAA
This is a messenger RNA of Sorghum bicolor (sorghum), 2907 nucleotides long. RefSeq lists its product as uncharacterized. Gene Ontology annotation, molecular function: protein binding. Lineage: Eukaryota; Viridiplantae; Streptophyta; Magnoliopsida; Poales; Poaceae. The record is from RefSeq and is a predicted model, not a curated record. The transcript is spliced from 2 exons. The coding region runs from base 1378 to 2601 and encodes 407 amino acids.